CUGAUGACUCCAAAGCGUCGUAGGGACUCGAGUGACGUUCGCCGGAGAUCAUUCAACUUCCAACUUCGAAGAUUUCUGUCGUCAAGAACUUCUCAAAAAUCAAUUCGCACCUCCACAAUGAUGCGUUCCCUCGCCGCCGUUCUCUUGGUUGUGAUCAGCCUGAGCGCUUCAUGCCAAGGCAAAGUUUACUCGAGGUGCAAGCUUGCCAAAGAGCUGAAAUGCGUCUACGGCUUUCCGCAGAGCAGCCUCGCCAACUGGGUGUGUCUGGUACAGGCCGCGAGCUCCUUCAAUACCGCGGCUGUUGGAUACUACGGGGCCAUUGCUAGUCGUCCACAUAAAGGCUACGGCUUGUUCCAGAUCAGCGAUUAUUUUUGGUGUAAUUCGGGCACAGGCAUGAACGGCUGCAGCAUCAGUUGUGCGAAACUGAAAGACAACAAUAUUGCGGACGAUGUCAAAUGCGCCAGGAAGAUUUUUGGGCGCCAAGGCUUCAACGCCUGGCCCGGCUGGAGGAACAAAUGUAAUGGCAAGAACUUGUCCUCCUACACCCGUGGCUGCAAGCUUACCUGCUGAGCGCCGCCGCCCCGUGAGCUGAUAGAUCUUCCUGCGCGAUGAUCGGCAUUUAAUUUCAUUUAAUUAACACAUUUGAUUCAUAUAUUAUUUGUGCAUUCUGCUUCUGCAGUGCCUGCUCAAUGCGCUGGCUUCACAUUCUAACACUAUUUGGUCAUAUUAAUAAUAUUGACCGAUUGCUGAAGCUUUAAAAUCGCUAUACCUACGUGUUCUUGCAUUUUAAUAUAAACUCUGUGUAAA
This is a messenger RNA of Hyalella azteca, 807 nucleotides long. RefSeq names its product lysozyme c-1. Bases 4 to 570 code for a protein of 188 amino acids. NCBI's taxonomy places the organism in Eukaryota, Metazoa, Arthropoda, Malacostraca, Amphipoda, Hyalellidae. The transcript has 5 exons. The record is from RefSeq and is a predicted model, not a curated record. Gene Ontology annotation, molecular function: lysozyme activity.